This is a messenger RNA of Macroventuria anomochaeta, 5354 nucleotides long. RefSeq names its product kinase-like protein. NCBI's taxonomy places the organism in Eukaryota, Fungi, Ascomycota, Dothideomycetes, Pleosporales, Didymellaceae. Gene Ontology annotation, molecular function: protein binding; ATP binding; eukaryotic translation initiation factor 2alpha kinase activity. Gene Ontology annotation, biological process: regulation of translational initiation by eIF2 alpha phosphorylation; DNA damage checkpoint signaling. The record is from RefSeq and is a predicted model, not a curated record. The coding region runs from base 130 to 4998 and encodes 1622 amino acids. The transcript has 2 exons.
CUCGACCUUCACCCACCAACAACGCACAAGUCCGAUAUGUCUGCAGUGUAAAGGGCAGCGGCUUCGGCUGCUCCUCUCUCCGUCCCCUCUUUAUGACGGCACUUUCAACCAGCCACGAGACAGCCCAACAUGGCACCGCACAGGACACCGCGAAAUAAAAAGCAGCAGAAUGUAUUCUCCCCAAAUGGUUCCAAUGGCACAGCCCCAACAGGUCAGACUCAGGAGACGUUGUCCAUGCGCCCUUUGCUCGUCUCCCAACCCUCAGAGACCUAUGAGGCAGCACAGGAAGAUGAACGAGAGGUUCUGAAGGCCAUUUUCAUGGACGACUACGAAGAGUCAGAACCUAAAAAAGCAUGGGGCAAAUCUACAGAUCGUGAAAUACGACUAAAGCUGAAAUCUUUCUCCAAUGAGGCCAUACUUGUGGUGUUGAGUGCCAAUCUCACAGCAACCUACCCCAAAACCCUCCCAGCGCUCAGCCUGGAAGGCACAGCCAAGCUCCGGAAACGCACGCAGGAAAGACUCCAGCACAUCCUGAAGACCAAACCGGCUGAGUUGACCGGGGAGGUUAUGCUCCACGAGAUUGCCACCGAGAUUCAGGAUGCGCUCGAGGAUGAAGUCGCCGUUCGAGAGACUGACGGCACUUUUGAAAAUCUGGGCGCCGAGCGUGCCGUACAAGAGGCUGCAGCCGUCGAGCUUGCAAAACAGCAGGAAGCGGACCUGCAGAAGAAGCGUGACGAAGCCAAGGCGGAGGAAGAGCGCAUGCUGCAGCAGAUGGUCAGCGAUGAGAUGAGGCGCAAGGAUCUCAUGGCGAAGCGCAAGAGCAACAGGACAUCGGUCAUUACACCAACGUCGUACUUCCAGACGGCUAACAGUGCCAACUACGUGUCUUUCGACAGAGUCAUCUCGUUGCAGUUGGACGAUGCUAUCGUCGAAUGCAGCGCUGUUGAAGGUAUGCUGCCCUUUCGCAAGGGGCCCGUGACCGAGGAGCUCCUGGUCAAGCCGGUUGGCAACACAGCAAACGUCACACUAGUCCUCAAGCGUAUUUGCAUCGGCGCCAAGGACGCCGCGGCGAUGCCACAGUUGAAAAGAGCGAUCAUGGAGUUUGAGGCAGAAAUGGAAGAGAUCAAGCGUCUACGGCAAUCUGCUGUCUUGAGUGUGUUCGACUUCAAGAUCGAGCAUCUACCUGAAUCUGGCUGGGAGAUCAACAUACUCAUGGAGCAUGCCAACAAAGGAUCCGUGGGCGAAAAGAUUGAAGACGACGGUCAAGUUCCAGUCUCAAAAGUCCGGUCCUGGACAAUCGAACUUUUGGAAGCACUUGAUUUCCUUCAUCGCAAUGGCAUCGUGCACAAGCGAGUGUUCCCGCACAACAUCCUUCUUACCAAGUCAUCUGAUGGAAACGUCUCUGUCAAAUUGGCAGACGCCGCAUUUCAGGAAAGCUUACACAAUCUACGAGAUCUGUACCGAGGCGAACGUGCCUUUACGUCCUCAUGGUCUGCUUUCUGGGUUCCUGCUGAGCUUGGGCAAGAUGCUAAACGAACAAGAAAGACCGACAUCUGGGAUCUUGGGGUGGUCUUUCUCCAGAUGCUCUUUGGUCUGGACGUACGCCACAAGUACAACUCGCCUAAGGAUCUGUCAGACGCUCUCGGCUGCUCCGAGCCUCUCCAAGAGAUGAUGCGGAAGUUCUUCAAACCCGACCCGCGGAAGCGACCCUCGGCAUUCGAUCUCAUACCGUGCGAAUUCCUGCGGAAUGACGUACCCGUAUACGAACGACCCCCGACACCAAUGCGCUCUCGACAUUCAUCCUCAUCUUUGGGUCAUUAUAGGCUUCGCAGGGAGUCCUCCGCUGGCGUCGGGCCAUCCUACUCCCGUUACGCAGAGGACUGGGUCGAGCAAGGACGCCUGGGCAAGGGUGGAUAUGGUGAAGUUGUCAAGGCACGCAACAAAGUCGAUGGCCGCAUCUACGCGAUCAAGAAAAUCAAACAGAAGUCUGCGUCUGCGUUGACGGAAGUUCUGUCGGAGGUCAUGCUGCUGUCACGACUCAAUCACCCCUGCGUUGUUCGCUACUACACAGCAUGGCCUGAGGAAGACGUUGGUGGCAGUUCAGACGUGUCUGAUGACGAUUCAGCAUUUGUCUCGGACGACUCUGAAUCUGACUCCAACAUUUCACCUGGUGAAACACACAGCGUCACCUAUAGCCGAAGUACAGGACUAGACUUCAUCAGCUCCAAUGGGUACAAGAUCGAGUUUGGCUCUGAGGUCGGGUCAGACGAAGAUGACGAUGGAGCAGUUGUCUUUGGGUCAGAUUCUGAAGACGGAACAGGUACUGCAAGUGCUGGCCCUCGUUCGCCUAUGGUCAGGAGGCGGACCGCAUCAGGCACAUUCGCGAGUCGGUUAACCAGAUCUAUUCUAUACAUUCAGAUGGAGUUCUGUGAAAAGCAAACCCUUCGCGAUCUCAUUCGCAGAGGACUUUACGAGGAUCCAGAAGAAUACUGGAGACUUUUUCGUCAGAUUCUGGAAGGGCUCGCCCACAUCCACGGCCAUGGUAUUAUCCAUCGCGACCUCAAGCCAGACAAUAUUUUCAUUGACAUGGCCAAGGUACCUAAGAUUGGUGACUUUGGGUUGGCUACGAGCGGCCAGUACCAGAAGCCUGACAGCAAAAUAUCCAAUGGUAACCAGGAUGGUGGUGGCGACAUGACACGCAGCGUCGGUACCGCGCUCUACGUGGCUCCGGAGCUAAGCUCUACGGUCGCGGGCAACUACAACGACAAAGUGGACAUGUACUCGAUGGGUAUCAUUUUCUUCGAAAUGUGCUAUCCAUUAGGCACCGCCAUGGAGCGAGACAAGGAGAUCCGCGUACUGCGCGAGCGCAAGCACGCCCUCCCCUCCGAGUUUGAGACGCCUCAAAAAUCGUUACAAGGCAGUAUCAUCAUGUCAUUGAUCAGCCAUCGACCGUCUGAGCGCCCUAGCUGUACUGAGCUACUGAGAACCGGCAAGGUCCCCGUGCAGAUCGAAGAUGAAGCUGUCAAGGAGGCCCUGAAAGCUCUGUCGGAUCGCAACUCACCCCACUACGCGAAGAUGAUGAAUGCCUUGUUCUCACAGAAGCCUGACACUCAGGCAAAAGAUUACACCUGGGACAUGGGUGUUACUGCACAAACCAUCAAAACGAACGAUGUUCUUCUUCAGAACCUUGUCAAAGAUCGGCUGGCGAUGGUGUUCAGAAGCCACGGUGCUGUUGAAGUUCAGCGUCAACUACUGCUGCCGUGGUCCGAUCAUUAUGCGGACAACAACGUCGUGAAGCUCUUCGACCCCUCGGGUACGCUGGUGCAGCUACCUUACGACUUUACCUUACCCCACGCUCGUAGCAUUGGCAGGGGCGCCCCAUUCCUCGAGAAGACUUUCACUAUCGGUCAAGUGUAUCGAGAUACCUACACCGGUGGUGCACCAAUAAGCAGUGGCGAGGCUGAUUUCGACAUUCUGUCGUACGAUACCCUUGACUUGGCCUUGAAAGAAGCGCAAGUCUUGAAGGUGGUGGAUGAGAUUAUCGAUGAGUUCCCUUCUUUGCGGUCGACUCAGAUGUGCUUUCAUGUCAACCAUUCCAACUUGCUGGAAAUCGUCAUGGACUUCUGCAGAAUCAGCGUACCUCAGCGGCCGGCAGUGAAGGCUGUCCUUAGCAAGUUGAACAUUGGCAAGAACAAUUGGCAAACAAUUCGCAACGAUCUGCGUUCCUCCGACAUUGGCAUAUCAUCUACGUCGCUGGAUGAUCUUGCUCGUUUCGAUUGGAGGGAUACACCCGAGAAGGCCUUCUCAAAGUUGCGACGUAUCUUUGAAGGCACCAAAUAUCACGACCGAACACAUGCUAUCUUCGCUCAUCUCAGCUCGGUUGUCAACUACAUGAAGCUGUGGAACGUGAAGCGGAAAGUGUACCUCAGCGCGCUUAGUAGCUUCAACGAGAAGUUCUACUCCGGUGGGAUCCUCUUCCAAUGUCUAUUCGAUACCAAGCAGCGUUUGGUUCUCGCCGCGGGCGGUCGCUACGACAAGCUCAUUGAAGAGUACCGACCUAGAGGACCUGGGCACAAUCAAACUGGUACCGGCUAUCAUGCGGUUGGCGUAAACCUGGGGUGGGAUAGGCUGGUCAACUCAAUGACGCGCUACCUGAAGAAACCCGAGAAAUCAGCCUUCCUCAAGAAACACGUAGAAGAAGAUACCCCAGCAGUCUCUUGGAUGCCACGCCGCUGCGAUUGCCUCGUCGCCAGUUUCGAUCCAACUGUCCUUCGCUCAUCCGGCGUGAAAAUGGUAUCCGACCUUAUUGCACAUGGCUAUACCGCCGAGCUUUCUGUCGACGCACACAACAUCGAAGACAUCCUCCGCCACUACCGUGACGACCGCCACAGCUGGGUCAUCAUCAUCAAACACGGCGUGGCGCCAGACAAACCUGACCUGAAAGUCAAGUCCAUCUCGAAGAAGGAAGACACCGACCUGCGCUCUGCUGACCUGCUUAACUACCUCCGCAACGAACUCCGCGACCGCGAAUCUCGCGAAGGCAGCGCUGCUCAACGACUCACUAAAGCCGCACCCACACCCUCCUCUUCAUCUUCUACUUCCACCCGCGCAAACGUCGAUGUCCUCAUCUCCCACCACCGCUCCAAAAAAAGCAACAAAUGGUCCAUCGUCGAAGCCGCACAAUCCCGGUCCCACGAACUCCUCGACUCCUUCCAGGACGCUCCCAUCGCAGCUAUCGAAACCAAAGAGGAAGUCAUGAACUCAAUCAGAGAGACGAGACUAAGUGAUCCGGACACCUGGCGCCAGGCGAUACAAAAGUUGCCGAUUGUAGAGCGGAAGUAUCUGCAGGAGCUGCAUGAUUUGCUGUUGGGUUACAGGGCGAAGUGGCGAGAGGUCAAGGGUGAAGAAGGUGGGAAGGGUAGUGGUGUGGGAGAUGGGAAGGCGUUUGUGUAUAACUUCAGGACGGGAGGGUGUUUGUUGUAUGACCUUGAUAACUGAGCGGGAAGGGGUCAGCAGGUCAUGGUCUGGAGCCAGCAGAGAAGUAAAGGAGCACCGUGGACGCGCAGCUUACGUUGGAGACUUACCUACCAUGCCUUAAUGGAAAGACGGCGCUUCAAAAGCUCGAUUCUGAAAGAAAUGGAGAGGCGGAGCUGACCUCUGCAUUUCGCUGUCACCCACAGUAAGUUUAGCGAUGCUUCAGCGAGAUGGCUCGAAGCUUGGGACAAUUCAAAGGCUGAGAAAGUAGACUAGACGCUACAAAGUCUUGUCCUUUGCCUCGCCAGGCGUGAAUCUGCAAAUGCUUGAUGGUGUGCACCAGCGGGGCAAAGUGCAUUGCCUAGUAGCGCCUGGUGUCC